GCAAGAUUUAUCCCCCUCCCCUUCCGUUUGGUUGUAUUCUGUCUUCCGAAUACCUCGGUGAUAGUGUUGCACAUGUUAUUUCGUUUUAGUGCAACACGAUGGCCACACAACGUGCACUUCCCCAGAGUAAAGAGGCGCUACUGAAAUCAUACACAACGAGGUUAAAAGACGAUGUAAAAUCCAUGCUGGAAAACUUUGAAGAGAUAAUUAAACUCGCAAAAGGUGAAAAUGACUCUCAACUAUCUCGAAUGACGCAAUGUGAACAAGAUACAUAUGAAAUGCAUGUCAGAGCAGCUAAUAUUGUGCGUGCUGGCGAAUCAUUAAUGAAACUAGUUUCUGACAUAAAGCAAUAUUUAAUCCUCAAUGAUUUUCCUUCUGUAAACGACGCCAUAAUACAAAACGGCAAAUUAUUUAGGACUAAGCAAGUAGAAUGUGAUCAAAAACUGGCUUCCCUGAGGGACGACAUGGCAGCGGAUUUAUAUGAUUUGGAAGAGGAAUAUUAUACCUCAAUAUACAAAUAACAUUAGUUUAACGUUAGUUUAAGUUGAAGCUUAAUUUAACGCUAGUCCUGUAAUAUAUGUAAGACUGUUUUCUAAUUUGAAUUACAAAAUAUGAUUCAUUCAUUCAACUUGUACAUUGUCCGUUUAUUUAAAUAAAUAGGAUUAAAUUUGUA
Molecule: messenger RNA, 673 nt
Organism: Solenopsis invicta (red fire ant)
Lineage: Eukaryota; Metazoa; Arthropoda; Insecta; Hymenoptera; Formicidae
Gene: MED22
Product: mediator of RNA polymerase II transcription subunit 22
Exons: 2
Coding region: 99-521 (140 amino acids)
Biological process (GO): regulation of transcription by RNA polymerase II
Cellular component (GO): mediator complex
Molecular function (GO): transcription coregulator activity
Source: RefSeq, a predicted model, not a curated record